GCGCGAAGAUAUGCGCAAAUAUGGCGCCAAUUUCUAAGGUUAUGUUCAAGUUACGCCAGCUGUAUUACGCUAAUAAUUAAGUAGGAAGUAAUCAUUAACAGUGAAUGAUACAGACGUAGAAGAAAGUGAGAUCGAUGACAUAUUGACAUGAUUGAUAUCAUGAACUAAAAAUAUUCCAGAAAUAGGAGACAGGAUGGAAUCCAAUGAUACAUAUCAAGACGACAGUGAUGACGAUAGCUGUGCUAGUCUUAUGUCAUCAAUUCCGAUAGUGAAUAAGUUGUUCAAUGUACAUUACAAAGUUGGGAAAGGUGCGUUUAGCUCUGUCUUUCUGGCUACUCUAAAGUCUUCCGACGGACGUAAGAAAUUUGCGUUAAAACAAUUAAUUCCUACUUGCCAUCCUGAUAGAAUCAGACGCGAGUUGCAGUAUUUGCAACAAAUAGGAGGAAAAGAUUACAUCGUUGGAUUAGAAUUGUGUUUGAGGCAUUGUAGUUCAGUAGUAUUUGUAAUGCCAUAUAUGAGGCAUGAUAGGUUCGCGGAAUACGUCCAAGAUAUGACUGUUGAUGAAUCGAAGGAUUAUAUCAGAGCACUAUUAACUGCUUUAAGAAGAGUUCACAAAUUUCAUAUCAUACACAGGGAUGUGAAGCCUAGUAACUUUCUUUAUGAUCGUAAAAAUAGAAGAUAUUUGUUAGUGGAUUUUGGUCUUGCGCAAGAAUAUCAUAUAGAGAAAAAUAUAACAAGCAGAGAAAGUGUUGAAGCACAUGGGACAAAGCGAAAGAGAUCAAAUGAAAAUAACGUAAGUCUCCAACCUGAUGUUGCUAAGAGAAAUAUGAAUAAAUGCAAUUGUUUUGGAAAAUCUAAAGUGUGCGUAAUAUGUUUAAAAGAGCCGCAGCAGCAGGCACCUCGUGCGGGCACGCCUGGGUUUCGUGCUCCAGAGGUUUUACUAAAACAUGUUAUGCAAACAUCAGCGAUUGAUAUCUGGGCUUGUGGUGUAAUAAUGCUAUGCAUACUUAGUGGUUCACAACCGUUUUUUCGUUCACCCGAUGACUGUACAGCUUUAGCAGAAAUUACAACGAUAUUUGGCUCUAAAGAAGUACAAAAGUGUGCACAAAAAUUAGGCAAAAAGGUUAUUUUUAGUGAAAAUUUGCCAGGCAUGGACAUUAAAUCUUUGUGCAUAAAGUUAAAACAAAGAAACAAAAGUAUGAUGUAUGAUAUACAGAAUAGUAUACAUAAGGUACCGUCAGAUAUCGAAUAUCCAAAGGAAGCGUAUCAUCUUUUGAUGAAACUUUUAGAUUUAGAUUUCAGAACACGUAUUACCGCAGAGCAAGCGUUGGCUCAUCCAUUUUUAAGUUUAUGAUAUUGAUACAUAUUUCAAAUAUGUUAAUGCAUACGUUUUUAAAUAUUUGAAAGAAACAU
Molecule: messenger RNA, 1413 nt
Organism: Mycetomoellerius zeteki
Lineage: Eukaryota; Metazoa; Arthropoda; Insecta; Hymenoptera; Formicidae
Product: cell division cycle 7-related protein kinase
Exons: 9
Coding region: 194-1354 (386 amino acids)
Biological process (GO): mitotic DNA damage checkpoint signaling; protein phosphorylation
Cellular component (GO): nucleus
Molecular function (GO): protein serine/threonine kinase activity; ATP binding
Source: RefSeq, a predicted model, not a curated record